Myiozetetes cayanensis is the source of this 578-nucleotide messenger RNA. RefSeq names its product sterile alpha motif domain-containing protein 1-like. The transcript has 4 exons. NCBI's taxonomy places the organism in Eukaryota, Metazoa, Chordata, Aves, Passeriformes, Tyrannidae. Gene Ontology annotation, molecular function: protein binding. The record is from RefSeq and is a predicted model, not a curated record. The annotation marks the transcript as partial.
CCCCCGCCCCAGAGAGGCCCCCAGCCUGCAAGGCCUGCGCCCUGGGAGGGCGGCGCUACAGACCGGGCACCCUCAAAAGGAGGGCUCUUCGGGCAGCCCGACAGAGCAGUGUCCCCGGCUCUGGCGGGGGCCGAGCCGUCCGUGCCGCUGUCCCCGGGCCGGCCGGGCCCGCAGCCCACCGAGGGGGGGCCCUUCAGCUGCACGGCGGGCCGCAAGGACAAGGCAGUGGAUCCCGUGGAGUGGUCGGUGCGGGACGUGGUCGAGUAUUUCACCGAGGCCGGGUUUGCUGAGCAGGCAGGGGCCUUCCAGGAGCAGGAGAUCGACGGGAAGUCGCUGCUGCUGAUGCAGAGGGCCGAUGUGCUCACGGGGCUCUCCAUCCGCCUGGGCCCAGCGCUCAAGAUCUACGAGUACCACGUGAAGCUGCUCCAGCGCAGCCACUUCCAGGAGGAGGAGCCCCCCCCGGAGCCCUUCCCGGCCUGAGCCCCCCUGCCCGGGACCCCCUGAACCGGGGGACACCCCCCAAAACAGGGGGAGACCCCCCCAAAACUCAGGGGAGACCCCAGGAUCCAGGAGGGCUC